AUGAACGCUCCCGACCGUUUCGAGCUUUUCAUCCUUAACGAUGGAGAGAAGAAAAUCACUGAGAAGCCGUUCGCAGGCAUGUCUAAUACUUCGGACUUCAUCAUCCUGAAGGAAGACCAUACCAUUGGCAACCUACUUGCCGAGCACUUCAAGCAGCAUCCCCACGCGAUGAUGGCUGGCUACAAAGUUGCCCAUCCGAAUGUACCCGAGGUCCUGAUUCGCCUUCAGACCGACGGUACUAUCACUCCCCGUGAGUUGUUCAUCGAGGUAUGCAAGCAGCUUGUCGCCUCUCUUGGACAGCUAGCGCAGAAUUUCACCCGAGAGUACGAGCUUCGCCGUAUGGCCGGUGCUGGAGAUGACCACACCUCUGGCGGUGGUGCCAACAGCAAAUAA
This is a messenger RNA of Annulohypoxylon maeteangense, 393 nucleotides long. RefSeq names its product DNA-directed RNA polymerase II subunit RPB11. Gene Ontology annotation, cellular component: RNA polymerase II, core complex. Bases 1 to 393 code for a protein of 130 amino acids. The transcript has 4 exons. Gene Ontology annotation, biological process: transcription by RNA polymerase II. The record is from RefSeq and is a predicted model, not a curated record. NCBI's taxonomy places the organism in Eukaryota, Fungi, Ascomycota, Sordariomycetes, Xylariales, Hypoxylaceae. Gene Ontology annotation, molecular function: protein dimerization activity.